Messenger RNA from Paramacrobiotus metropolitanus, 3681 nucleotides. Its product is annotated as atrial natriuretic peptide receptor 1-like. Gene Ontology annotation, molecular function: peptide receptor activity; protein kinase activity; guanylate cyclase activity. NCBI's taxonomy places the organism in Eukaryota, Metazoa, Tardigrada, Eutardigrada, Parachela, Macrobiotidae. Gene Ontology annotation, cellular component: membrane. The transcript is spliced from 26 exons. The record is from RefSeq and is a predicted model, not a curated record. The coding region runs from base 67 to 3423 and encodes 1118 amino acids. Gene Ontology annotation, biological process: receptor guanylyl cyclase signaling pathway; cGMP biosynthetic process; intracellular signal transduction.
CAAGCGUUUUCCAAAAACCCCUUAUAGUUAACACACUGCCAGUGUGGAACCGGUAAAUAUAAGUAAAUGUAUACGCUUCAUUAUUUCAGUUGGAUCAUGGCUUCGGUGGGGUUUAUGAUCGUCAACGGAUUUCUCGGUUUACUGCUGGUAGCCAGUACCAACGCGUCGCUACAGUGCCAGCAGUACUGUCAGCGCCAAGAUGUCCUGGUCAACUACGGCAAUGACACGGUGAUAACGUUUUGUCAGCUGUGGGAAGAUAAGGAUGCUGUCAUUGACCCGGCUAUUGAGCUGGGUCUGGAGACGCUGCGAGCGGAUUUUCCGACGAAUGUCCGCUUCGAAUGGAUUAAGGCAGCGUUGCCGGGUGGAUGCAACGAUGAUACAUAUUUAAUGAUGUCACCGGCGGCCGUCGAGCUGCACAUGCAGCGCAGUCUGGCCGGCUGCUCGGUGUUGAUGGGACCCGCGUGUACCGCGUCGGUGGAGCAGAUUCGCGGUCUGGUCGGUCGGUGGAAUAUACCGGUCAUCAGCACGGAAGCCGGCGGUAUUUCAGCGGACCAGAAGGUGGCCAGCAAACUGCUCGUGCGGCUGGGUUUUACCCAAAAUGCCGUUGGAUUAUUUAUCGUGCAGAUCCUGAAUUUAUUCCACUACACCAACAUCGCUGUAAUUUACGAUAACGAUAGCGCAUCAUCCGCAUUUGGUAAAGGUUUCGAAAAGCUCCUGCAGGAUACGGGUGGGAAUAUUGAUCUGGGAUCGCGUAUGUUCCCCAUGAAUUCCAUUAACUCCAAGAGUGAUUGCCGGGCCAUAUUGGGGCGAGCACGAGCGGUAGCCAGAGUGAUUAUUAUUGCCGCCAUGUGCAAUAUCACCCGCGAUAUGAUGUUGACCGCAUCGGAUAUGGGAAUGACAAGUGGAGAUUAUUUGUACAUUACGAUGGAUUUAUUCUACAUCAGCGGCCAAACCGGCUCAUUGACCUUUAAGGCCACUACCAGUACGGCCAGCCAGCGGGAGUAUGAUGCGGCACGGCUGGAGAACUUCCAUAAAGACGGAGGCGAUUCCAAUACAUUAAAAGACGUGCAGAAGGCCUUUCAGAGUCUCUUCGUGGUCAUGCUAAAAAUGCCGGAUAAUCCCGAAUAUCUGAAGUAUAUGGAGCGGUUGAAGGAGCUGUCGGCUCGCAAGUACAACUUUACAUAUCCGGCUGCGGACAAGGUGGACGAUCGUGCCGCUUCUUUAGUUCCGCAUGCCGUUAUGGGAUUCUUCGAUGCGUGCCGGCUGUACGGAAUUGUUCUAAAUGAAACACUACACGAAGGCAAAGACCCGUCUGACGGCCUGGCCCUGACCCGCAAGAUGUGGGGCCGCGCUUUCCAGGGUGUCGGAACCGAGAUUGUCCUCAACGAGAUUGGUGACCGGAUCUUUGACUUCUACUUGCUGAACUUCGAUCCAGUUACCUCGGAGUUUGUGCCGGCAAUCGAAUUCAUCGCGGCGACCAAGAAACUUGUUCGUCUCCGUGACAUCGUCUGGGCCGAUCGUAAAGGUCCGCCGCCCAACACGCCGCCGUGUGGAUACGACGGGAAGAGCGGGCUGUGUGCAGACGAGAGUGCUGGUUUCCCACUUGGCGCCACUAUCGCCAUUGCCGUCUGCGGGGGCGGAUUGCUGCUGGGUGGACUGGGUUUCUGGCUUUAUAAGCGGUGGCGCGAUGAGAGAAGCCUUAAUGAGGAAUACUGGAGAAUACCAUGGGCCGAUAUUACAAGUGUUAAACGAGCGGCUAGUUCCACAUUCAGCGCUAGUCUACAUAAAAGCAAAGGCUCAAAGCUGGGCGAAAACGAUUCCAAGCGUUCCGUUGUAAUACAAUCGCGUACCGGUCUGAUAUCCGGUAAAACGUUAUCCAGCAACAAUUCUUCGCACAUCCCCAUUUUCAUCGAAACCGGAAUCUACAAGGAAUCACCGGUGGCCAUCAAGCGCAUCGGCACCGUGAUUUAUUUCAACCGCAGUCUGUAUUUGGAACUGCGCAACCUGCGCAAUUUAAUCCACGAUCACAUUAAUCGCUUUGUGGGCUUGUGCGUGGACGCCGGCAACGAGAGCAUAAUUACAGAUUAUUGCCCCAAAGGCAGUCUCCGUGACCUCCUGGAUCGGGAAUCAUUUAAUCUGGAUUGGACAUUCAAGUAUUCCUUGAUUAACGACAUUCUGGAGGGCAUGAGUUACCUACACUCAUCACCGUUUAAAUCCCAUGGGAGAUUGACCAGCCACAACUGUCUAAUCGACGGACGGUUGGUGGUGAAGAUUUCCGAUGUCGGAUUGUGGCAGCUACGACCCAAGUAUCUGGCCUUCCUGGACCCGGAGGCCGAAGAGCGGCAGCUGCGGCCCAUGUUGUGGGUGGCGCCGGAGCAUCUGCGGGAGCCGAUGCCCAUCGGCGGCAGUCAGAAGGGCGAUGUGUACAGCUUCGCCAUUAUGCUGCAGGAGAUUGCACUGCGCACGGAGCCGUAUGAAGAUAUGAACGUUGAUAUACGCACGAUUAUUCGUGAAGUUCGCAAGGGCAGCAACCCGCCCUUCCGUCCGCGCUUCGACCCGACGAUUUGUGAUCCGGAAUUCUACCACACCAUGACCGACAGCUGGACCGAGUACCCCGAUGAGCGUCCGUCGUUUGAGCUGAUUAAACAGCGCUUGCGACCGCUAAUGAAAUCCCGUUCCGGCAACCUGAUGGACAACCUGAUUAAACGCAUGGAGAAGUACGCCGCGGACUCGGAAGCCCUGGUGGUCGAGCGUACGCAGGCCUUCAUGGAGGAGAAGCGCAAGUCGGAAGAGCUGCUGAACCAGAUGCUACCAAAGCCGAUCGCAGAGAAACUGAAACGAGGAGACUACAUCGAACCGGAAACUUUUGAACAUGUAACCAUUUAUUUCAGCGAUAUUGUUGGAUUCACGGAACUGUCUUCAUCCAGUACCCCGUUGCAAGUCGUUGACCUUUUAAACGAUCUUUACACGUUACUGGACAGUAUUAUCGAAGGAUUCGAUGCGUAUAAAGUGGAAACGAUUGGCGAUUCAUAUUUAGUUGCCAGUGGACUACCCCAGCGCAACGGUAGUCGUCAUGCAUACGAACUGGCACGCAUGUCCCUAAAGACCAUCAAAGCGAUGCGGCGUUUCCACAUCCGUCAUCGUCCCACUGAUCAUCUGCAGUUGCGCAUUGGCCUGCAUACCGGACCGUGUGCAGCUGGCGUUGUUGGUUUGAAGAUGCCCCGUUAUUGCAUAUUUGGUGACACGGUUAACACAGCCAGCCGAAUGGAGUCGAACAGUGAAGCCAUGAAAAUCCACAUUAGCUCAACAACAAAGAUCCUUCUGGACUCGUUUACGGAGUUCAUCAUUCAGCUACGCGGUGAAAUCGAUAUAAAGGGAAAAGGCAGCAUGACGACGUACUGGCUUUUGGGCAGUAACGAAUAAAUUACCUUCCUGACCGAUAUUGGGCAUGCCAAGUUUACACAUAAAGCACUUCGACGAUGAACUGAUCCGGUUUUCCUGAUCAAGCGGCACAUUUCAAAUUAUCAUGUUCCAUUACGCAGUUGCGUGCUUCACCACCAGUUGACUGUUAAUUUCGGAUACUACUUUAUUUCAUCAGGUUACGGCGCAACGAAAUAUGGACCCCGCGCAUACGCUUUAUUUAGAACAACUGUUUACUCAAUACAAAUUAGAAUUUUUUCA